AUUGAGAAGGUCUCCUUCCGCUUAGCGGGCUUCGUGGUCGGUCCCAGACCAUAACACCACACCUCUCCCAGCACAUCUUCCUUCCUUUCCUCUCCCACAAAACAACAACAAUCCAUAAAUCUUUCAAAUUUGAUCCAUCAGUUCUAUAGAUUAACGCGACGAAAACCUCUCCAUAAAUCAUCAAAUCCUUUCCAUUCAAACAAAGAAGCAAUGGCUCGUGUAACUAGAACCACUAGUGGCAGUAUCCCAGUUAAGGCUGUCCAAGCACCUGUCGAAGCUCCUAAGCCAAAGAAGACCACAUCGAAGAAGGCCGCAACAAAGGCAAACACUGGAAAGAAGGUUGCUCCAACCAACGGCUCCAAGCCAGCCGGUGGUAUUAAGAAACCCACUGUCUCUAAGAAAUCCGCUGCCCCAAAGAAGAAGCCCACAGUUAUGGCCCAGCUUGAAGCUGCUGCAGAGGAAAUCGUAGAGGCUGCCGAGAAGGCUGCAGAGACCGUUGAGGAAAAAGUCGAGGAGGCUACUGCUGAGAAGCCAGCACCCAAGACGAAGGCUCCCGCACCAAAGAAGCCUGUCACCAAAAAGGUUUCUAAGAAACCCGCCGUCAAGGCCUAAGCAAAAACACCUCUAUCAACAUCAAUCGCUCUCCAGGAUCACAUAUGGAGGUGUCUCUUUCAAGAGCCUUUAAAAUAUAACAACCCUUUGGAUUGAACAUACAAUCACUCCUUCUUGUUGAUACCCAACAUUUAUGUUCUGAGCGAGCGUUACUUUGGAGUGUAUAUGAAUGUGCCCUGGCGUUUCUCAGGCGUUUUCUAGUUUUUAGGUCGAAGGUGGUAAUGAUAUGUUCAAUGUUAUGACUUGUGGAUCUUUUGGGGGACUGUAUCUAGAUAGUAUCUAUGGAUGCGUAUUUGGGAAUAGGGGAAUGCUUUUUCUUCAACUUUGCUUUUGGAAGAAGAAUUGCGAUGAGGGAGAUUUUGGAAAGACGGCAUAGCUUGUUAAAUGAACAAAUGAUGGAUCUAAAGGAAUUGUAAAUGAUUUAUACCGAACGAUUUGAAUGCUGGCAGUUGUUUUUGCUUUUAAUUAUUGUGAUACCGUACUUCAAGUUGAAGACCUGCGUCAACUACUUCAUUAAUAGGAGUAUACAUUUAGC
This is a messenger RNA of Botrytis sinoallii, 1147 nucleotides long. RefSeq lists its product as uncharacterized. The record is from RefSeq and is a predicted model, not a curated record. NCBI's taxonomy places the organism in Eukaryota, Fungi, Ascomycota, Leotiomycetes, Helotiales, Sclerotiniaceae. The transcript is spliced from 5 exons. Bases 211 to 612 code for a protein of 133 amino acids.